Molecule: messenger RNA, 566 nt
Organism: Vollenhovia emeryi
Lineage: Eukaryota; Metazoa; Arthropoda; Insecta; Hymenoptera; Formicidae
Gene: mRpL20
Product: 39S ribosomal protein L20, mitochondrial
Exons: 3
Coding region: 42-527 (161 amino acids)
Biological process (GO): translation; ribosomal large subunit assembly
Cellular component (GO): ribosome
Molecular function (GO): structural constituent of ribosome; rRNA binding
Source: RefSeq, a predicted model, not a curated record
GGCUGACCCUAACCUAGAGCUUAACCUAACCUGAUACUCGUAUGUGCAGUUUUGGAAAAAGAGUCGAUUCGGAAUCAAGCAUGGUUUUCUUGUCGUUGAACCUUUUAACCAGAGCCCGCGGGCCUAAUGAAUUCUGGCGAAAACGGAAAAUAUUCAAGCUUGCCGCUCAUUACAUCGGUAGAAGAAGAAAUUGUUACAGUAUAGCUAUCAGAAACGUACAUAGAGCUCUGAUAUAUUGCACUCGAGGUAGGAAACUGAAAAAGGAAGAUAUGAAAGAGUUGCGGGAGCAGAGGAUAGAAGCUGCCUCGACAGAACAUGGUAUUAAUUUCACAACCCUUAAAGAAGGAUUAACGAGAUGUAAUGUACUACUGAAUCGAAAGUCACUGGCCGACUUGGCAAUCUGGGAGCCUCGAUCUUUCAAAGCCAUUACCGAUAUCGCGUGUGCGAGAGCGAAGCAAGACCAUCUCAAAACUACUAUGGACAUCCAAGUACCAAAGAGUGUUAUUGUAAGGGGUUUGAUUAAAUAAUUCUCUUGGCUAGGUGGAAUAAAGAGAGUUUCAUCCGUU